CCUGUGCCUUCGCUGGUCUGUGGAACUGUGUCACCAUCAACCCCCUGAACAUCGCGGCUGGCGUGUGGAUGAUGCUCAACGCCUUCGUCCUGUUCCUGUGCGAAGCCCCCUUCUGCUGCCAGUUUAUCGAGUUUGCAAACGCCGUCUCUGCAAGGGCAGACAAGCUGCGGCCCUGGCAGAAAGCUGCUUUCUACUGCGGGAUGGCUGUGUUCCCUGUCGUGCUCAGCCUGACGCUCACCACGCUCUUUGGAAAUGCCAUUGCGUUUGCCACUGGGGUUCUUUAUGGCCUGUCGGCGCUCGGCAAAAAGGGAGAUGCCAUUUCCUAUGCUCGGAUCCACCAGCAGCAGAAGCAGAUGGAUGAAGAGAAGCUGACAGGGGCUCUGGAGGGACAGACUCUCUGA
Molecule: messenger RNA, 401 nt
Organism: Nestor notabilis (Kea)
Lineage: Eukaryota; Metazoa; Chordata; Aves; Psittaciformes; Psittacidae
Gene: CACFD1
Product: calcium channel flower domain containing 1
Exons: 4
Biological process (GO): vesicle-mediated transport
Cellular component (GO): membrane
Source: RefSeq, a predicted model, not a curated record